UCAAAUGAAAAAAUAAAUGAUAACGAGUCAUUAACUUAUUCUGAACCACCAUAUUCACCAUCUUCUUCAAGCGAUUCACCUUAUAAUUCGGAUUCCUCUUAUGAACCUGAUGAUAAGUUCGAUUUGAGUUCAGAACAAUUGGAGGAAUUAAGAGAGGCUUUUGAAACAUUUGAUACAGAAAAAACGGGUGAAAUGGAAACAAAAAAUCUUAAAGUUGCCAUGAGAAUUUUAGGAAUUGAAAUUAAAAAGGAUGAAAUUAAGAAUUUAUUGGAACAGUAUGAAUUUGAUGAGAAUGAAAAUAUAUCAUUUGAAAAUUUUUGCAGGCUCAUGGCAAUUAAAAUGUCUGAAAGAAAUUUAGAUGAAGAAUUUUUAAAGAUAUUUAAAUUAUUUGAUGAUGAUGAUACAGGCAAAAUAUCUUUUAAAAAUUUAAAAUGUGUUGCUAAAGAACUUGGAGAAGAAAUAAAUGAUGAACAGUUGCAUGAAAUGAUUGAAGUGGCAGAUCUUAAUGGCGAUGGUGAAGUUGACCAGGAUGAGUUUAUUCAAUUAUUGAAAAGAGCAAAUUUCUAUACAUAA
Messenger RNA from Entrophospora sp. SA101, 573 nucleotides. The record is from the annotation of a GenBank genome assembly. NCBI's taxonomy places the organism in Eukaryota, Fungi, Glomeromycota, Glomeromycetes, Entrophosporales, Entrophosporaceae.